AUGAUCCACGACGAUGAAAUAUGUGCCCUGCUGCUGGAAGAGGUUCAAGAGCGCUUCCCACUGUACGACUCGGCCAUUGAGUCUGUCGGCUCCUGGCGUGUUGUGAUGUGCAGCUUUACAGGCGGCGCCAAGGGCUUUGUGCCGUACCCGGUGGUUGAGCGCGACGAGUUCACGUCAAAGAGCCUUCGAGCCGUUGUGGAGGUCGUGGACGCGUUGCGGGGGCGAGGCUGCGCGGAGGUUUUCCUUGUUUUUGUCGACAGCGGUGGCACGCUUACGUUUUACCGUGCAAACACCCUGCGUGCUUGA
Messenger RNA from Trypanosoma conorhini, 306 nucleotides. RefSeq lists its product as uncharacterized. The record is from RefSeq and is a predicted model, not a curated record. The coding region runs from base 1 to 306 and encodes 101 amino acids. NCBI's taxonomy places the organism in Eukaryota, Euglenozoa, Kinetoplastea, Trypanosomatida, Trypanosomatidae. The transcript has a single exon.